CUCGCCUUUCUUCGGAUGCUUCGGCUGUAGCCAUGAGCUGCAUUUCCAAGCGCCAGAGCUCUCAGCACGGCCUUUCGCGUCUGAGCACGCGCAGCGGCAGUCAUGGCACACUGCAGGCCAGCAAGGCCACUCCCAGCGAGAUUAGCCAGAAGCCGCCAGGACUGCCGCCGGUGGCGGAGUCGGGCGUGCGCCUCACCGCGGCGGUUUUGAGCCGAUUGGACCGCGGCGGCUUGAAGCCGCCGGACACGGCGAGCGCGCGCCUGGCCGCGGCCAUGAGCUCGCAGGCUUCACAGCGGGUGGUAUCCUUGCCACCGCUUCGGCCAGAGGCUUCCAAGCCGACGAGGCAAACUGCAUCCGCCGGCGCGCGAGUGCCCCGUGACUCCCGUGGCCCGCCCCGCGCGGAGCCGGGCGCCGAGAAAGCGGCGCCGCGGCGAGCGCCGGCGAGGGACGCCGCGAGAGAAGCGGUCAGCCAGGAGCCCCUGCGCAGCCAGCGAAGGCCGCCGAAGCCCAAGCUGCCCUUGGGGAACCGCAAGGUGCAGAGCCUGGAUUGGGCCUCCGAGGAGGCCUGGAAGGCCUCGGAAGCUCGGUUGCUGGGGCGGCGGAACAGCAAUCGAGCGGACGAAAAACGCGGGGGCUGCCCACACUGCGGUCGCAGGUUCUGGGAAGAUGCACUGGCACGGCACGCGAGGGUCUGCGUGAACGUCUUCCGCAAGCAACGCAAGGCCUUCAAUGCCACGCGCCAGCGGAUGCCGCCAGAAGCCCUGCGGCUGCGGCUGCGGAAAGCCCCGGAGGUUCGGAUCCCUUCCACCUGGCGCCAACGCAGCCGCGCGCUGCGCCGUGCGAUCCGCUCGGCCCGCGCUGUGAGUGCUGCCAAAGGCCGGCCACUGCGCGGUGCUGAUGCGACGCCUACCGAUGGGCGCGUGUCUUGCCCCCACUGCGGGCGCAAGUUCGAGGAAGCCAUGGCAGGGAAGCACAUCCCGGUGUGCCGGCGCUCCCAGCCGGAGCCGGAGGCAUCGCCGAAAAGCCACGGCCAGCGGGUCGCAGGCGUCUCCCAGCGCGUUGCGGGCCGCGAUGCCCGCGAUACGCGGCCCUGGUGAGUGAGCGGGCGGAUCAGUUUGCGAGGCAAGGGCAAGCGGCGGAAAUCUGCC
Molecule: messenger RNA, 1148 nt
Organism: Effrenium voratum
Lineage: Eukaryota; Dinophyceae; Suessiales; Symbiodiniaceae
Source: the annotation of a GenBank genome assembly